This is a messenger RNA of Microthlaspi erraticum, 1170 nucleotides long. Lineage: Eukaryota; Viridiplantae; Streptophyta; Magnoliopsida; Brassicales; Brassicaceae. The record is from the annotation of a GenBank genome assembly.
AUGUCGUCGACUUCUUUCACCGACCUCCUUUCCUCUUCCGGCGUUGACUGCUACGAAAAAGACGAAGACUUUAGACUUUCCGGGUCCGUUUCGCUGUAUCAGAACGGUGGGUUUUACCAGGAGAGAACCGGGUCGGGUUUACCCAAGUUCAAGACGGCGCAGCCACCUCCUCUUCCGAUUUCUCAAUCUUCUCAUCAUUUCGCCUUCUCCGAUUUGCUUGAGUCUCCUCUUCUUCUCAGCUCCUCACACACUUUGAUAUCUCCGACGACAGGAGCGUUUCCGUUCCAAGGCUUCAAUGGCUCAGAUCUUCCCUGGCAGCUACAGCCGCAAUCGCAGUUGCAAUCACAACCUUCAAACGCUUCUUCUGCUUUGCAAGAAAGAUAUGGUGUUCAAGAUCUCCACAAGAAGCAAGAUCUGAUUGCAACACAAAGUUUUGGAUCAGAUCGGCAGAUGAAGGUGCCAUCAUACAUGGUGAGCAGGAACUCUAACGAUGGUUACGGUUGGAGAAAAUACGGACAGAAACAAGUGAAGAAGAGCGAGAACCCGAGGAGUUACUUCAAGUGUACAUACCCAAACUGUGUUUCCAAGAAGAUAGUUGAGUCUGCUUCUGAUGGACAAAUCACUGAGAUCAUCUAUAAAGGAGGUCAUAACCAUCCUAAGCCGGAGUACACCAAGAGACCAUCAGUAUCAGUUUCAUCCUCAUCUAAUGCGAGACGAAUGUUUAAUCCUUCUUCUGUUGUUAGUGAGACACAUGAUCAAUCAGAGAACUCUUCGAUCUCGUUUGAUUACAGUGAUCUUGAGCAGAAAAGCUUGAAAUCUGAGUAUGGUGAGGUAGAUGAAGAGGAGGAACAACCUGGAAUUAAGAGACUGAAAAGAGAAGGUGAGGAUGAAGGAAUGUCUGUUGAAAUAAGCAGAGGAGUGAAAGAGCCAAGAGUUGUUGUUCAGACGAUAAGUGACAUUGAUGUUCUUAUAGAUGGGUUUAGAUGGAGGAAGUAUGGUCAGAAAGUUGUCAAGGGAAAUACUAAUCCAAGGAGCUACUACAAAUGCACAUACCAAGGUUGUGGAGUGAGGAAGCAAGUGGAAAGAUCUGCAGAAGACGAGAGAGCGGUUCUCACUACCUAUGAAGGAAGACACAAUCAUGAUAUCCCAACCGCGCUACGUCGCUCAUGA